GACAUUACAGUGCAUGUUUCCGAAUGUAAUUAACAAUUCUCUCAGAUUAGCAAGUGGUAGUAGUCCGUUUCGCGUUGUUAAAUAUUUAUUAGAAAAGUUUAAUAUUCUACAGAUACGUUGCUCUUAUAGAAAUAUAAUAUGUACAAAUGUGUCAUUUGCACGCGAGAAUUUUUUAUAAGAAGGUGUGAGUGCGUGCGCGAUUGACAGAUAAAAAAAAAGUCAGAUAAUACACCUGCGAAAAAUCAUUGUUGUCUUAUUUUAUGAAAACUGUGCGAUGUGAACAAUUGUUGUAACAGCAAUUGUUGUAACAAUUUUGCCGAGUAUCACAAAAGACAUACAAUAUGACGUGAUGCAUACAUUGAACAAACAGGAAUCCGUUGAAGAAAAAUUAUCUGACUCAGAGACCAACUUUUGCACCACCACUUCUAUCGUACACAGAAGAUAACCAGUUAGAUCUUGUUGUUCAAAGACUCAUCUAUGUUGAGGAUACAAUAAGAAAAUUAACCAAGGAGAUGAAAAAGUACAUAGGAGCUCUGGAAAAUUUGGAUAGAGCCGAUCAGCGACUAAGCACGAACUUAAUUAAUUGUGGAUUGGCGCAGAAUAACGACGAGUACAGAAAAAUAGUGGAAGAAUACUCUUCCGUCGCUGUACAAGUGGGAAAGAACAUUCACGAAAUGACCGGUUUGUGCUACAAAACGUUUAUAGAACCGUUGAAGAAAUUUAGAGGUGAAUUCGCCAUCAUCGCCGCGGCGGUGGCAAAACGAGAAGAACUGGCGACCACGUGGAGAUACUUGUACAAUCGCGUGAAGAAACUGCAAGAAAAGAAGGACAGGACCGCGAGUCACAUCGCGAAGCUUGAGAGAGAACGUAGAGCGGAGGAAGCGGCUGCCAAAGAGCUUAAGACUGUACACGCCCAAUUACUCAAGGAAUUGCCAAUGUUCUUGGAAAAAAGAUUAGAAUACAUUAAUCCGAGCAUUCACGCGAUGAUUAUGAUACAGUUAAAUUAUUACGGACACGCGACGCAGUUGUACACGUUGUUGAUGCCUGUGCAAUACUCGGAAUGCAACGCGUCGAGUACAACGUUGCCCGAGGAAGAGUAUCAACGAACCAUAAACACCGAACUGAAUAGAUUGAGGUCGCUUACUAUAGUAAAAGAUAGUUAAGACACGUUUGUAUUUCUCUAGAAAUUUCUUGAAAUAUUUAUAAACAUUUGACAACACAUAAAACAUGCAUAUCACAAGAGAGAAUGUUUUUCAGAUAAAAAUAUAUUCGUUAUUUUUUUUUUUCAAUGAGAACAUAUAGUAAUAUAAGCGAUGAGCGUUGUUAUGUGUU
Messenger RNA from Pseudomyrmex gracilis, 1332 nucleotides. Its product is annotated as bridging integrator 3 homolog. The transcript is spliced from 4 exons. Gene Ontology annotation, molecular function: protein binding; lipid binding. The coding region runs from base 513 to 1163 and encodes 216 amino acids. NCBI's taxonomy places the organism in Eukaryota, Metazoa, Arthropoda, Insecta, Hymenoptera, Formicidae. The record is from RefSeq and is a predicted model, not a curated record. Gene Ontology annotation, biological process: actin cortical patch localization; endocytosis; plasma membrane tubulation. Gene Ontology annotation, cellular component: actin cortical patch; cytoplasm.